AUGCCUAAAACUACGAAUCAUACCGACCAAUACAAUAAAGAAAAGUCACCGGUUAAAGAAAAUAAUGAUGACACCAUCGAUUUGGAUGAUGUGCUCCCAAAAAUCGGAGAAUUCGGAAUAUAUCAGAAGUUUCUAUUGUGGUUUGUGUGCUUGCCCGCCUGUUUGCCGUGUGGAUUCUGUGCAUUCAACCAACUCUUCAUGACAGACACUCCAGAUCACUGGUGCAGAGUACCUGAAUUGAGUAAUAUGACUGUAGAAAAUCGAAAAAUGUUGUCUAUUCCAAGGAAGGUAGAUGGAGAUAAUAAUACAGUUUUCGAAAACUGUGUCCGUUAUUCUGUAAAUUGGAAAAGUAUAUUAAGUAAUGGUGGAACAAUUAAAGUGAAUGAAAGUUGGCCUGUGGAGCCUUGUCUUGAUGGCUAUGAAUAUGAUACAUCUGAAGUGCAAUCUUCCAUUGUAAUUGAUUUCGAUUUAGUUUGUGAGUACGAUGUUUAUCCGACGCUUGGUUUAGUAGCACUAAAUAUCGGUGGACCAAUAGGAGUAUACUCUUUCGGUAUAUUGAAUGACAGAAUAGGGAGAAAAAAAUCCUUCUUCGCCUGUUUGUCAACACUUUUGCUUGGAAGCAUGAUGACAGCGUAUGCACAGGCAUAUUGGUUUUGGGUAUUGGCUAGGGUCAUCGUGGGUCUGACUAUUCCAGCAGUUUAUCAAAUACCUUUUAUAAUAUCUUUGGAACUAGCAGGACCUAAUUACCGAUCCUUUGUCACUGUAAUGACGUGCAUAUUUUACACUCUGGGUCUAAUUCUACUAUCCGGCGUAACUUAUAUGUUGCGUGAUUGGAAACAACUUGCACUAGCAACGUCAGUGCCAUUCUUCUUUUACUAUCUCUAUUGGUUCAUAUUACCUGAAUCUCCGCGCUGGUUACUUAUGAUGGAGAGAUUAGAAGAAGCAAAUAAAAUAUUACAAACAAUAGCAAGAAUUAAUGGUAAAGAAUUACCAGUGGAAUACACGGAAAAGAUUCAAAGACAAGUUUUAGAUCAAAAAGAACAUGGAUUAAAAGAAACAAAGGCACCUAGCGUUUUCGCUUUAUGCAAAACGCCUAAUUUAAGACUAAAAACUAUUUUAAUCACACUAAAUUGGUGUGCGUCAGAGAUGGUGUACGUAGGUUUAAGUUAUUAUGGACCCUCAAUGGGAAGCAACCAGUACAUGAGUUUUUUUCUCUCGUCCGCUGUAGAAAUUCCUAGUUAUAUUAUCUGCUGGAUUUUAAUGGAUAAAGUUGGGAGACGAUGGCCACUUUGUUUAUCGAUGGUCAUCAGUGGAAUUUUCUGUAUGAUCACAGUUCUCCUACCAAGCGAUGCGGAGACCGAGACUCUUGUACUCUAUUUAAUAUCAAAAUCACUUAUAUCUGCGUCAUUCUUGAUCAUAUACCCGUAUGCUGGUGAGCUGUACCCGACCGAACUGAGGGGUAUAGGCAUUGGGACGUCAGCUUACAUUGGUGGCUUGGGGCUGAUUGUAAUUCCAUUUAUAAACUAUUUGGGUACCAGCAAUCUAGUGUUGCCAUUAUUUCUAAUGGGUGCAUUGUCAGUGGUAGGUGGUAUCACAGCUCUACGACUACCAGAAACGUUGCAUUGUCCUUUGCCGCAAACAGCGGAGGAAGGUGAGGAAUUUGGAAAGGAUUGGACCUACAAAGACUGUUGCGCUUGUGGAGGACCCGGUGGCGUACCAGAGGCAGAUUCGUAUGAAAACUUGGAUCAAAUGGAACUAACACAGGCUCCGUUAAUGGAAGACACAUUAGACGAUUUACCGAUACGAAGAAGUUCAAUGAAAAAACUCGUGAGACAGGCGAGCACGUUGGAAACACAGAGGGACAUCGACGGAACAUUGAAAAUGACUUACUGGUUUUGA
Messenger RNA from Danaus chrysippus (African queen), 1899 nucleotides. NCBI's taxonomy places the organism in Eukaryota, Metazoa, Arthropoda, Insecta, Lepidoptera, Nymphalidae. The record is from the annotation of a GenBank genome assembly.